AUGGCGUCCUCUACCUCGACAUCUGAGCGGCCGCCUACAGCAGUCAUCUGCGUAGGCAUGGCAGGCUCAGGAAAGACGACAUUCAUGCAGAGAAUCAACGCGCAUCUACACUCAUCCGAGUCACAACCGCCUUACGUUCUCAACCUGGAUCCAGCAGUGCGAAGCGUGCCGUACGACAGCAACAUCGACAUUCGAGACUCAAUCAGAUACAAAGAGGUCAUGAAACAGUACAACCUAGGACCAAACGGAGCCAUCUUGACCAGCUUGAACCUCUUCAGCACCAAGAUCGAUCAAGUCAUGGGGAUCCUCGAGAAACGCUGCUUACCGCAAACCCCACCAAAACCGCUUCCGAGUCACAUUAUCGUAGAUACGCCGGGUCAGAUUGAGGUGUUUGUGUGGUCUGCGUCUGGCAACAUCCUCCUGUCCUCUCUGGCAUCGAGUUUUCCCACGGUCCUCGCAUACAUUAUCGAUACCCCACGGACGACCGAGAACACCAGUACUUUCAUGUCGAAUAUGCUUUAUGCGAUUAGUAUCCUCUACAAGACCAAACUCCCCAUGAUACUGGUCUUCAACAAGACAGACGUCAAGUCAGAAGAGCAGGCAGUGGAUUGGAUGCGCGACUUCGAGAAGUUCCAAGAAGCCGUGCGAGAGGAAGAGGAGGAAGAGCGAGAAGGUGGCGGAUACAUGGGUCCACUUCUGAACAGCAUGAGCUUGGUAUUGGAGGAGUUCUACAACCAUCUGUCCGUGGUCGGUGUCUCAUCGAUGACAGGCGACGGUAUCGAGGACUUCUUCAAGGCGGUGGAAGACAAGAGAACGGAAUUCGAGAAAGACUACAAACCCGAGCUAGAACGGAGGAGGGCAGAAGCGGAAGAUCAGAAGAGCCAGAUAAGAGACCAGGAAGUCAACAGGAUGAUGAAGGAUAUGGAGGUGUCUUCCAAGGCGAAGGGCACUGGCAAGUACGCGAAGAAGGACGAGCCGGAGACCGUGAGUGACAUGGAGGAUGCUGAAGAUGAUGAGGACGACGAGGAGAGCGGCGGUUUGGUGGAUCCAGAUGGGGCAGAUGAAGAAGAAGAGGCCAACCAAGCAUUCGAGGAGGGGUUGAAGGCGAGGUACGAAGCUGCUCUACGGGAUGGUAGUGCGUCCGCGUCUGCCAAAGCAGCCUCCUCUGCAAACUACAUUCGAGGCAGCCAGAGAUGA
Molecule: messenger RNA, 1197 nt
Organism: Zasmidium cellare ATCC 36951
Lineage: Eukaryota; Fungi; Ascomycota; Dothideomycetes; Mycosphaerellales; Mycosphaerellaceae
Exons: 2
Coding region: 1-1197 (398 amino acids)
Molecular function (GO): GTPase activity
Source: RefSeq, a predicted model, not a curated record